AUGAUUAAAAAAAUAUUAUUUUUUUUAUUGGCCUCCAUUACACCACUCACACUAAUACUUUCAUAUAUAUUAUACUUUAAACAAAACCCAUACGAAAAUCAAGAUACAGUACCAUAUAUUUCAGAUACAAUUGAAUAUUUACCAAUGGCAACAUUUGGAUUAGCAAUUUCAAGUAUACUUUCAAUUGGUUUAUAUAUUGUCAAAUUUCAAUAUAACAGAUUACAAAUUAAAAAAUGUAGUCCACAUUCAUUAGUUUCAACAUUUUCAGUAGUUUGUCUAUUGAUUGCAUUAAUUCAAUCAAUUGGAUUAUUAGGAGUAAUUUCAUUCCCACAACAUUAUAUUAGAAAUGUUCAUUUAGUUUUCAGUGCCAUCUAUUUCAUCUUUGAUUAUAAUUUACAUUUAAAUAUUUUAGCACCAAAAUUAUUUAUCUUUAGAAUUAUACUAUCAGUUUUAUAUACAGUUGCCAUAUUAAUAUUUCAAAGUACAAAUUAUAAAGAAUAUAAUAAUUUAUGUGCAUUAAGUGAAAUUACAUGCGUUACAUUAUAUUAUUUGUUUUUUAUUUCAUUUUACCAUGAAUAUAAAACUGUUGUAGUUGGUGAAGAUUCAGGCUAUAUAUCAUUUUAA
Dictyostelium discoideum AX4 is the source of this 624-nucleotide messenger RNA. RefSeq lists its product as hypothetical. Lineage: Eukaryota; Evosea; Eumycetozoa; Dictyosteliales; Dictyosteliaceae. The record is from RefSeq and is a predicted model, not a curated record. The coding region runs from base 1 to 624 and encodes 207 amino acids. The transcript is spliced from 4 exons.